AGCCAUGUUGGCUGAAGCCGUUCUGCGUCGAGCACUGCUCGCGGCCGUCCUGCCAGGUCCGCCGGUCUUCCCCACCCUCGCGUGCCAUGCGGGCUGCUGCCGUGGCCGCGGUGCUCUCGCCCGCAGCAGCUGCUGCUGCUUCCACCUCCCCCGUGGCGGUGCCCUUCUCCCUUUCGGACGCGGAGGGGCGAGACCUGGUCGCGGAGGCGGCGGCUUUGCUGCACCCCCGCGGCCUGCGCGGCAGGGGGCGGAGCGCCCCCCCUCGUUUAUGGGCCGCCCUUUCUCCAACCCCGCCGUUGCGGCUGCAAUUCGAGGCGCACGGGCGCUUGACCGACCUCCGGCUGUAUCGGGCCGCCCCUGUCUUCGCCAGCAACGCCGUGGUGGUGGCCGAGGGUCGCGAGCUGCCGCUGGCGGCCAAGCAGCCCGUGUUCCGCAGCAAGGGUCAUACCGCAGUUCUGAGCGCUGUGGGGAGGCGAAUGCUCGGCGCGGUCUGGAUCAGAGGCGAGCUGCUCGACAUCGAGGCGGACCCCGCCACUGGCAGGCUGACUGUCGACGGGCUGACGGGCGGCGGCGAGCGCUCGGCUACUGUGUGGAACUCUACGGGCCCUGGUGGGCGACGCCUGGAGUUUGCCCCCGACAACAUCGAGCGGUGGACGGACUGUUACGCGUACGACGGGGCGACCCGAGUCCUCUCCAUGGGCGUGGCGGUGGGGACCCGCCUGUACACUGCGGAAGGGAUUCUGGGCAGUGUCGACGACACGCUGGACUGGCUGCAGUCCGUCUUCGCGAAGGCGAACCUGGUCUACACUCCCCAAGUCAAUUUCGUCCUGACCAUCUCGGACGUCUACAUCCCACAUGCGAGCGGGGAGACAGAGUCCUGGGACGACUGCGCUCUGGGAAUCAGUUCGCAGCUUUCAGAGUUCAGCAGGUGGGGCCAGCGCUCCCGGCAGGGUCUAUGGCAUCUCUUCGACAAUUGCUACGACAUGUGGCCUGGUGGAGCCAUCGGUCUCGCCUACGUCGGGCACGCGAACGCGGGCAUAUGUGCCAUGGACCAAGCGACCUUUAAUAUCGGCUCUGGCUCCUGCGUCGACUGCUACGCCAACACGGGCGUAACUUGGUACAGUUCUAACGCCUGGAAGACUUUCGCCCACGAGAUCGGCCACAAUUUCGGUGCGGAUCACGCCUUCGAUAAUGGGCAGGGGACCACAGGAGGCAUCAUGGAUUAUGGGGACGGCACGCUCAACGGUAUCUUCCAAUUCAAUACGAAUUUUACCAAGGAGGAUAUUUGCACCGUGAUCUCUCACCGCGUCAACGAGGGCUGCGAUGCAAUUACCACGUACGCGCCCGUGUGUGGGGACGGGCUGGUCGACGAGGGCGAGGAGUGCGAGUGUGACGUUGGUACUAGCUGUGCCUUCUGUGAGAGCUGCUUCUUGACGAAGGGGAGCCAGUGCACCCCAGAGGGCGGAGACUCGGAGUGCUGCACUUCAAGUGGACUCUUCGAGGGCAGCUCUACUCUGUGCACCAUGCCUGGGGGAGGGGGCACUGGGUUUUGCCAGCUCGGCACGUGCAAGAGUUCAUUGUGCACAGGUGGAUACGACAUUCUCGCCGAUUUCUGUGGCCUGCAUGCUGGCAAUGAGUGCAAGGUGAAGUGCAUGUACAAUGACGAGUGCGACACGCUGUCUUGGUUGUAUUGGGUGGGGGGUGAUCCAGUCAACCGCAGGUAUGAUGGAGCCCUGUGCAACGAUGGCGCAGGGACCUGUAUCUCAGGCGAGUGCGUGCUUGCACCCACGCCUUCGCCCACGACCCCGCCCUCCGAUGCGAGGGUCACCACCUCCGGCUGCGCCUGCCAGCAGUCCUGGUCCUACCGGGGCGCGAGCUGCGUGGACCACUGCUGCAACCCGGACGGCGAUGCCCGCGGCGAAUGGUGCUUCACCGCCGGCGAUUGCGGUGCCACCCUGUGGGAAACCUGUGCCGCCGAUCCCCGAGCAGCGGCACCCACUCCGGGCCCACCGCCGGCGCCCUCGCCGUCGCCCACGGCGACGCCCGCUCCCACCGCGCCGCAGAGCGGCGGAGCCGACACCACGACCACGCCCUCGUCGCCCUCCGACCUCGGGGCCUCGACCGCACCCACCACGAGCACGGGCACCACCGAGAGCGUCGCAGGAGCCGGCGCUCCCGAAGGAGGUCCUGGCGACGCUGAGCAGGAGGCCGAGCCAGACGCGGACUCAGAGUCGCUCACGGGAGCACCCACUUCCAGCGCCCCUCAGGGCGGCGGACCGACGGCAACCGACUCUCCCGAAGGAUGGCCUGGCAACCCCGAGACAGGGUCCGAGCUGGAUGCAGACGUGGAGCCAGACUGGGCCCCACGAUCGGCGGAUCUCAAAGCUUCCGCCCUUCUGGCAAUCGCCGCAGGUGUCGCCGCGGCCACCUGCGGAUGAGCGAGGUUGGAGAGACGCUUCCGUGCAGUACGCGUGAGUACUUCGCCCUUGUUAUCGACGCCAGGUGCUUUGCAAACUCUGCCCAGGGGCCAGUGCCCCCCGCUUCAGCGGGGGCGUUCGUUCAGGAUCGCGCUCUUGGGUCACUGUGCCUCGCCGUUGUCCAUUUUGUGGGAACGUAUCUAGGAACAUCAGGACUUGCUUACAUGGCGAGUUCCUGGCGUCGACGCUGGACUCUUUCUUUGCCAACUGCUGAGUGUUCGAAUACCGCGCCAUGCGCACCACAAUGGCAAUGACCUGAGGCUGCGACGCCAGACCAUCUGCGAGCUCGGUCUUUCACGCAGGCGUGUCGAGCCAGAAGUGCUCACACUAUCACCCUUUUGCUUGAGGCAGCUACUCUGGACCACCUGCGAGGAUGGACGUCGGUGCAUAUAUUCUAUCCGGUCUUCCACGCACGUAGGUGGGUCGAACCAGACUUGCUCGCAUGAUCAUCCUGCGAUCGUCGACACUUUGUGGGGCUUGCUACGCCGUUCGGCGUUGAAGCGCGGCAUUCGGUGGCAUAGGACGCACGUAUGAUACGUGCGUUUCAUCCUGCUGCGACGCUCACUUUCUUUCGUUGGGGCCUUAUCAGCUGAAGCGGUGCACAAGGCGCCUGAGCCGAAGUCAGACUACGCAGAGACGUAGCCAGGUCGCAGCAAA
Prorocentrum cordatum is the source of this 3134-nucleotide messenger RNA. The record is from the annotation of a GenBank genome assembly. Lineage: Eukaryota; Dinophyceae; Prorocentrales; Prorocentraceae.